ACUGUUUGGUCUUCUUUUGCCGCUUUCCCGUCAACACUCGCUCGUCAUCCAUUCAACUUUUCAAUCAUCAAACACAACAACUCACUUUCGGUCUUUUGGUCCUUUGUCUCGUUCCUUCUGCACGUCAGAUAACAAAAACAACAAACGGUAGCCAUGCUGCGGUUGUCGGCGUUUUGCGCAAUCUCGCUGCUGCUGCUCUUUGCCGGCCUGCUGGGCGUCGACGCUCACGGUCGCCCGUCGCCAUGGUCGAAGGGUGCUGCUGGACGCUGGCACAAUGACCUGGAGGAAGCUGCACCCUCGCGCGAGUUGCUGCUUGAGCUCGAGCAGCAGGAGCAGCAGCUGGAGCUGGACGGCACUAUCAACCGUCGGGCGCCACGCGCCGCGGUCACCGUCUCUGCAAGCCCGUCUCUGAUCGCCAAGAAUGGAGACACGGUCACCGUCUCGUGGAGUGGCGUGACAAAGGUCCAGGCGGACGACUGGAUUGGCGUCUACUCGCCCAGCACGAGCGAGCACAGCCUUUACAUUGAUUGGGUUUACGUGAAGGAGUGCGAAACCGCGUCGCAAGGCUUUGGCAAUGUCACCUUCGAGCUCGUCAACAUGCGCAAGGACUAUGGCUUCCGCUACUUUUCUGGCAACACUGUGCUCACUCAGCUGGCCCAAAGCGCUCCUGUCGAAUUCGUGAACAAGAAUGAGCCCACGCACGGCCGACUUGCCUACCCUGGCGACCCGACCACAAUGCGAGUGAUGUGGGUGACGAACGAAGACAAAACAAUCCCGACCGUGCAAUACGGCACCUCGGCUGGAAUCCUCAACAUGAACAUGUCUGGAACGUCCCACACGUACCGCGCGAGCGACAUUUGCAGUCCUCUGGCUUCGACUCCGAGCCCGGUCUUGUUCAUCGAUCCCGGCUUUUUCCACGACGUGCUGUUGACCAAUCUCGCGCCGAGCACGCUGUAUUGGUACAGGUAUGGCAACGAUGCCACUGGCUGGAGUGCAGUGGCCAACUUUACCACGGCCCCGCAGCCUGGCAAGAAUACUCCCAUCUCGUUCGUGGUCUAUGCGGAUAUGGGCACGUACUCGACUGGGCCCGGCGCUGUCGCCACUUCCGAACGCGUUUUGAGCCACCUUGACGAUGUCGACUUUGUCCUGCACGUCGGCGACCUUUCGUACGCGUUGGGCCGUGGCUACGUGUGGGAGUGGUUUGGUGCACUGAUUGAGCCGAUCGCCACCAACAAGCCGUACCAGGUCUCCAUUGGUAACCACGAGUACUGCCAUCUUCUUGGCGGCGAGAAGGAUCCCAGCCACGCGGCAGGCAAUGGCUUCCAUCCUUCCUGGGGCAACUAUGGCGAUGAUUCGAACGGCGAGUGCGGCGUCCCGACCCACAACCGCUUCCACAUGCCCGACAAUGGCAACUCGGUCUUCUGGUACUCGUUCGACUACGGCUCUGUGCACUUUUUGCAGUUCUCCGCCGAGCACGACUUUCUGCCAGGCUCGGACAUGUACAAGUGGAUUGCCAACGACCUCGCGUCCGUCGAUCGCAGCGUGACGCCGUGGAUUUUUGUGUCUGCCCACCGCCCGGCGUACUGCAGCGAAAACUACAUGGGCGACUACAACGUCUCGCUCUAUUUGCGCGCGGCACUCGAGCCCUUGAUGCAGCAGUACAAGGUCAACAUUUUCUUCUCUGGCCACUACCACUCGUUCCAGGCCACCUGCCCCGUCAUGAACGGCACUUGCAGCGGCACCUUUGACAAGCCUACUGCCCCAGUUCACCUCAUGGUCGGCAUGAGCGGCGCGUCCCUCGACAAUGAAACGUACAUGAAUGUGACGUGGGACGCCUUCCACGAUCAAGCCUUCGGUGUCGCGUACGUCCACGUGCACGACGCCAACUCGAUGUACUUUGAGUAUCGCCACAACGACAAUGACGGCGUUGCUUGGAAUAUGACUUUGAGCAACUGGGCGAUGCUGUGAGGUGUUGUUUUUGUCGUUUUGUCUUUUUUGUUUGGGGCAAAUCAAUAGAUCUACAUUUUCUGAACCA
This is a messenger RNA of Capsaspora owczarzaki ATCC 30864, 2035 nucleotides long. RefSeq names its product nucleotide pyrophosphatase/phosphodiesterase. The transcript has 3 exons. The record is from RefSeq and is a predicted model, not a curated record. The coding region runs from base 154 to 1968 and encodes 604 amino acids. NCBI's taxonomy places the organism in Eukaryota, Filasterea, Ministeriida, Capsasporidae. Gene Ontology annotation, molecular function: acid phosphatase activity; metal ion binding.